CCGCACACGCGCGUUAAAUGAGGUGGGCGUGACUCCUGAGGACAGUCGCUGGGAGCGUGUCGCACGCACUAGGACACGCGCGCGCGUACGCAGGGGGCGGAGCUACAACAUGGUGACUUUCUCUCCGAGGAAGUGAGGCAUCGCUGACAGGAAGUGAGGCAUCGCUGACAGGAAGUGAGGCAUCGCUGACAGGAAGUGAGGCAUCGCUGACAGGAAGUGAGGCAUGAUGAUGCCAAAGGUGUGUGCUCGCCAGAGACCUCAGACGUCUCCCGGGAGCGUCUUGUCUCUCCGAGGUUCCAGGGCCCCAGGAUCUCCCGCCGCCGCCAUCGUGGCCCGAGUGGAGGACGGCGUGAUCGGCUACAAAGACCUGGCGGCGCUCCCGCGGGACAAAGCCAUCCUGGACAUCGAGAGGCCGGACUUGAUGACCUACGAGCCGCACUACACCUACAGUCCACUGACGUCCUUCUCCCCUCCCCCCUCCUCCGAGAACCUCCACAAGGAGUGGCUGGGAGGAAGUUCUCCUGGAUGUUCCUCGCCUGGUUCCAGCAGCAGGAAACACAGCGGCAACACACCCUCCUCCUCCUCCUCGCCACAUACACCACCCACACCGCACACACCACCCACACCACACACACCACACACACAACACACACCGCACACACAACACACACCACCUUCAAAGGCCCUACAACACUUCCACAAACCUGACAAUGGCAGCAACAUGUACAAGAAACCUCCCAUCUACAAACAAGGCGUGGCGUCCUGUGGCCCUCCUGCAGGCAAGCAGCACUUGGAGGACGUGAUCAUCGAGUCUUCCAAGUUCCCAGCCGCUCAGCCUCCAGACCCCAAACUUCCCUCCAAGAUGGAGAGUGACUACUGGCCCUGUCCUCCCUCCAUGGCCAUCUUUGAGAUGGAGUGUCGCAGGAGCGAGGCGAGGGAGGACGAUGACCUUCCUGGACAGGUGUGGGUGGUAGGUGGUCCUCCUGGUCCUCCUGAGUCCUGCUCAACUCAGAUCCAGUCCAACCUGGGAAGGAUCCUCCUCCAGGACCAGGUGGACAAGUCGGCUCCUCUGAGGAGGAAAAGUCGCUCACUGCCUGACCGCAGCCAGCACGCAGGGGCCGCCACUUCCAGGUCUGUUUAUUUCCCAGCAUCCUCUGGGACAGGCUUGUCCAGGCUUCAGUCAGCAGAAUUCGGCCCCUCGCAAAAGCCCGCCGCAGGUGUUCAGGUAGUGUUUCCUCCCCGUUGUGCGUCAUGUCGGCCAUGUUGUGGUGAUGUUUGUGUGUUUGUGUGUCAGAAUGGCGACUCCAGGACGGACCGUGGCAUCUCGCUGCUCGCCAUGACGGAGCUCCAGAUCUACCCGUAUGAGACGCUGGUGGUCCGGCAUCGUGGGUGGAGCAAGCUUCCUCCUGGCGUGGACAGAACCCGGCUGGAGAGACACCUGUCACAGGAGCAGUUCCUCAGCGUGUUCGGGAUGACGCUGGAGGACUUUGAGCAGCUUUCUCUGUGGAAGAGGAACCAGAAGAAGAAGAAGGUGUGUCUCUUCUGACUGCCAACAGGCCACGCCCCCUCGCCGCCGCCGGGAAGCAAGCUUUUGUAAAGCGUGCAAACAAGGUGACGUCUUUUGAUGAACGAUCCCCUUUAAAGAUGGCCGCAGGAAAGCAAUAAAGUCAUCUAUGAUGUCAUCAGGGAGCGCCCACGAUGAUGUGGACUUCUCCUGCAGGUCAAAGGUUGCAAUGAUGUCACCUUACACAGUGUCCAAUCAGAUCGCCCGGAUCUCACCCUUGAUAUGAUAUGCUGUGAUGUUUUGACCAGGCUUCUCUUCUGAUUGGCUGAGUUGACUCCGCCCACUCUUGAUUUCUGAUUAGCUGAGUUGACUCCGCCCACUCUUGAUUUCUGAUUGGGUGAGUUGACUCCGCCCACUCUUGAUUUCUGAUUGGGUGAGUUGACUCCGCCCACUCUUUGAUUUCCGAGUGAGUUGACUCCGCCCACUCUUUGGAUCCGGAUUGGGUGAAUUGACUCUUCCCACUCUUUGUUUUCUGAUUGGGUGAGUUGACUCCGCCCACUCUUUAAAUUCUGAUUGGAGGAGUUGACUCUGCCUACUCUUUGAUUUCUGAUUGGUGAGUUGACUCCGCCCACUCUUAAUUUCGGAUUGUGUGAAUUGACUCGACCCACUCUUGAUUCCUGAUUGGGUGAGUUGACUCCGCCCACUCUUUGAUUCCGGAUUGGGUGAGUUGACUCCGCCCACUCUUUGAUUUCUGAUUGUGAGUUGACUCCGCCCACUCUUAAUUUCGGAUUGUGUGAAUUGACUUGACCCACUCUUGAUUCCUGAUUGGGUGAGUUGACUCCACCCACUCUUUGAUUUAUGAUUAGGGGAGUUGACUCCGCCUACUUUUUGAUAUUGUGAGUUGACUCUUCCCACUCUUUGUUUUCUGAUUGGAGGAGUUGACUCCGCCCACUCUUUAAAUUCUGAUUGGAGGAGUUGACUCCGCCCACUUUUUCAUUUAUGACUGGGUGAGUUGACCCCGCCUACUCUUUGAUUUCUGAUUGGGUGAGUUGACUCCGCCUACUCUUUGAUUUCUGAUUGGGUGAGUUGACUCCGCCCACUCUUUGAUUUCUGAUUGUGUGAGUUGACUCCGCCCAUUCUUAAUUUCGGAUUGUGUGAAUUGACUCGACCCACUCUUGAUUCCUGAUUGGGUGAGUUGACUCCACCCACUCUUUGAUUUAUGAUUGGGUGAGUUGACUCCGCCCACUCUUUAAAUUCUGAUUGGAGGGGUUGACUGCGCCCACUUUUUCAUUUAUGACUGGGUGAGUUGACCCCGCCUACUCUUUGAUUUCUGAUUGGGUGAGUUGACUCCGCCCACUCUUUGAUUUCUGAUUGGGUGAGUUGACUCCGCCU
Molecule: messenger RNA, 2896 nt
Organism: Nerophis lumbriciformis (worm pipefish)
Lineage: Eukaryota; Metazoa; Chordata; Actinopteri; Syngnathiformes; Syngnathidae
Source: RefSeq, a predicted model, not a curated record